UGGAGUGCGACGGAAGCGACGGGGCAAAUUUGCGGAGUUUGUUGGGAAAUGCGGAGGAGAAUCGGCCCAACUCCACAGUGAAACCCACCUUUCGAAUCAACCUGCGCCAACUUCAGCAAAGACGCCCACAGCUUACCUCCAUCUCUACAAGCUGCAGCUUUUCGCAACCCAGCUAAAAGUCUAGAAGAUGUAAUUAAAGUCACAUUCGUAUGCAACUCCGCAUAUAAAGACCGUAGACACCCUGACGGAAGCCAGCAUUCAUCUGCAACCAGCCUUUUCAUCAAUUUUUCGCUUCCCAGGUCGUUCAUUCCUCAAAUAUUCACCAUGAGUGAUAUCGAACAGCUGAAAAAACUUGAUUUGGGUGCUCCAGAUAUAGUGAAGACAUACCACAAGUCUUCUUACGCCGCCAUAUCACCUCUUCGCCCUGAGUUAUCCCAAGCCGGAAGAACAGUCCUAAUUACUGGAGCAUCCGCUGGGAUAGGAUUUGCCAUCGCUAGGGCAUAUGCCUCGGCCUCAGCCUCCAAAGUGAUCCUCAUAGGUCGCCGUAAAGACGUCGUCCACAAUUCGACUUCCAGGCUGUCAGGCGAGUUCAUAAAUACGAAGUUUGAUGCGCGAGUCUGCGAUGUUGGAAAUGUGGCUGAGUCCGCAGCCCUCUGGUCCGGCCUCCGUGCUGAUGGCGUUUUUGUCGAUGUCCUCGUGCUGAAUGCAGCGAAGUUCGGAGGCCAAGAGUCGAUAUUAAACGCGGGCGUUGAGAAUAUUUGGUUGCAGUAUGAAACCAAUGUGAGGUCGCUCUUACAGUUCACCGAGCAACUGUAUAAGCAAAAAGGUCCCGAGGACAGGCAAAAGGUAUGACCUUGCUCUAAUUUUCCAUUUUUACACACGUGACAUUUUCCCUGCUAGGAAACAUAAUGGCUAAUUACAAGAACAUCCAGCAUCUCGUUUAUGUCUCUACGGCCGCAAUCCAUAGUGAAUCAAUUGCAGCCGCCCUGCCAACCUAUUCUCUCAGCAAAACGUCUGGCCAUCUCGUGUUGCAAAGGAUAGCUGGUGAGGUUGACCGGAAGAAAUUGCAGAUCGUCAGCUUCCAUCCUGGACAGAUCCUCUCUGAGACGAGCAGAAGUGCUGGCCUUGACGAAACCACGCUUCCUUGGGACGAUGGUAAGAGCCCAGCUCCUGACUUAAAUAACUCCCCCGCCCCUCUCUGCACUUUUCAUAAUUUGGCAUGAUGAAAGUUUGGCCGUGACUGACAAUCCUGUACAGAUAAUCUACCUGGGCAUUUCGCUGUCUGGGCGGCGAGUUCCGAAGCUGCAUUUUUACACGGUCGUUUUACCUGGGCAGCUUGGGAUGUGAAUGAGAUGCAGUCUGGAGAAGUCAAGAAGCGCACGGAGACAGAUGCAAAUUUUCUCACUAUCGAUUUUGUAGGGCUAUGAGACUUUUUCAUGCCUCUUACAUCGAGGCGGAUCCCUGUAGAGAGAGGACUUCGAUGUUUGGUGUAGCUAUUUAUACUGAAUAAAUUACAAAUAAUUUCAGAUGUAGUGUGUGUCACGUAGAGCUAAGCUUUGAAGGACUUCGUGGGUGAAUAACGCAGCAGUUACAAAUGAAAGAAUGGGCUCCAGAUACCACACUAGUGUAGCGAGGCGGGCGAAAGCCCGCUUCCACAUACAAAAAGUGCGAAGCACGUUUUGUAUGAAAAGAACGCGCAACUCUACUUAAUAUUUUAAUGCAGUAGCAUUGUGGUACUGUUUUCUGCUCCUCUAUCAAUAUCUAUCUCUAAGACCAAAAUUUAUGAAAGCUCAUGUAGCAAUCUCACGGCAAAUUGAGGCCUGCUGAUACAAGAGUUUACUUCAUCUAAUCUACUUGGCAUUGCCAU
Molecule: messenger RNA, 1867 nt
Organism: Sclerotinia trifoliorum
Lineage: Eukaryota; Fungi; Ascomycota; Leotiomycetes; Helotiales; Sclerotiniaceae
Source: the annotation of a GenBank genome assembly